Chlamydomonas reinhardtii is the source of this 2266-nucleotide messenger RNA. RefSeq lists its product as uncharacterized. The coding region runs from base 134 to 1513 and encodes 459 amino acids. Gene Ontology annotation, molecular function: protein binding. The record is from RefSeq and is a predicted model, not a curated record. Lineage: Eukaryota; Viridiplantae; Chlorophyta; Chlorophyceae; Chlamydomonadales; Chlamydomonadaceae. The transcript has 13 exons.
UUCAGAUGCUGCCGCAAAGUAAUAGCUAGGUUUCAGUCCACGACGCAGUUUCAAGCCCACGCACACACCCGAUCGCAAAUUCGUCUUCAUUUGUGAAGACCGGUUUGCCAGGCGCUGCCCUAGGUCAAACACAAUGGCCAAAUCAUUGAAGUGCGGCGUCUGCGGAGCUCUGUUGAGAAACGUUGCCGAAGCCCAGAACCAUGGCGAGGUGACGGGCCACUCCUCGUUUGAGGAGACGACAGAAGUGAUCCGCGUGAUGAAGUGCCUCACGUGCGGCAAGCCCUGCCGCACGGACGCGGAAAAAGACAUGCACAAGCGGUUCACGGGGCACGCAGAGUACGCGGAACAGACGGAGGACGCGGUGAUAAACACGGAGGUGGAGAUGAAGGAGGCGCAGGACGCCAUGGAUGACGACGCCGACAUCCUGAGGGCCUCGCUGGGCAAGCCGCCCAAGGCCAAGCCCAAGACAGAGGCGGGGGCGGAGGGCGGCGGCGCGGCAGGCGGCAGCGGCGAGGCGGGGACCAGCGGCUCGGAGGAGAUGGUUCCGGCCGAGGUGCCGGAGAAUCUGCUGAAGGAGAUGGAGGAGAUGGGCUUCGGACGCAACCGCGCCAUCCGGGCCAUCUGGUUCAGCAAGGCGGUGACGAGUGUGGAGGCGGCUGUGAACUGGCUGAUGGACCACGACACCGACCCUGGCAUUGACGAGCCGCUGCUGGUCAAGAAGUCGGAAGCGGAGGGCUCGGGCCAGGACGGCGGCAGCAAGGAGCCGGUUGACCCGGUGGAGGCGAGGCGUAAGGCGGAGGAGCUAAUGCGCAAGGCCCGUGAGAAGCGCGAGAAGGAGGAGAAGGAGAUGGAGCGGCUGCGCGAGCUGGAGCGCAUCCGGGCGGGCAAGGAGAUGCAGAAGAUUCGAGAGAAGGAUGAUGAGCAGGCGCUGAAGCGCAUUGCCGAGCAACGCAAGCGGGAAAAGGAGGAGGAGGCGCGCGCACGCGAGGAGCUGCGGCGCAAGCUUGAGGAGGACCGCAAGGAGCGCCGCCGCAAGCUGGGGCUGCCGGAGGAGCUGACGGAAGAGGAGAAGGCUCGCGAGGCGGAGAAGCGCAAGAAGCAGGAGGAGGAGGAGGCCUCCAAAAAGGCCUUCAACUACGUCAAGCCCAUCUCAUUGUUGUCCAAGAUGCGCUCUCAGUUGGUGACCCUGAAGAAGGCGCACAUGGCGGGUGUGGCCGGCAGCAGCGGCGAGGAGGCCUUCAAGACAGCGUGCGGUACCAUGCUCAAGUACCUGGGCAACAUUGCCGCCAACCCCGGCGAGGACAAGUUCCGCAGCAUCCGCCUCGCCAACGCCGCAUUCCAGUCGCGCGUGGGCGUGCUGCCGGGAGCCAUCGACUUCCUGCUCACCUGCGGCUUCGAGAAGACGGACGAAGCGCUGGUGAUGGCGGCUGACAAGGUGAACAUGGAGCUGCUGAAUGGCGCCGGCGCCGCACUCAACGAAGCAAUCACCAACCCCUUCUUUGGGGUGCUCUGAGUCAUUAGCGGCGGCGUGCGCUACAAGCCCAGGCUGGAGGUGGCUGCGGCAGAGUCCAAGAUGCGCAGUCACGGAGUGAAGUGCGUGGCGAAGAGAAACCGCACAUGACUAGUUGUGGGCUGACAUCACGUAUGCAUGGCCUGCUAUCCAUAGCAUGGCACGGUGUGCGAUUGAUUGCUGUUUGGUUUGACUCCUGCUGUGCUUGUGCUUGACAGCGGGACGUGGCUGGAUGCAUGGCGGACCGUGCCUGUCACAAACUGACCCGGCUAUGUCCGGGAGGGGAGGUAGACGCUUGCGGUCGUAGACGGGAUACGUGGCGUGGGCGCAGCCCGCUUUUCCUUUGCAAGGGAAAACCAUUUCGUUGUCGGGGUUGUCGGGAUGUUCCAUGCGCUGAGGGUAUCGAUGUGGGGGAUCACCGACUCUCCUUAUGUACCGCAGUACCAAGCCCUGCCUACUUUUGAGUGCCCAGGCCCACGCCGCGUUGGUUCGGGGACCAGGAGCUGCACAUGCACGCCGCACAGCCACGCGGACAGCCCGCACAUGAGGUGGCGGCGGGGGCAGCAGCUGCGGCGGCUGCGGCCCCUUGGUCAAUGCGACUGACGCGAUGCCUUGUGUUGUCGUGAGCGGCACCAGGUUGGAGUGCGUGGCACACCCUUCGCCUUGGGCUGUCCAAGGGACCCGGUGGUUGCAGCGAUCGCCUUGAAUUGCGCCGUUGUUCUGCCCGCAAGGGUAACCGUGUAUCUACUGCUGACA